Alnus glutinosa is the source of this 967-nucleotide messenger RNA. RefSeq lists its product as uncharacterized. NCBI's taxonomy places the organism in Eukaryota, Viridiplantae, Streptophyta, Magnoliopsida, Fagales, Betulaceae. The transcript has 4 exons. The record is from RefSeq and is a predicted model, not a curated record. Bases 143 to 814 code for a protein of 223 amino acids.
GAAGCCAUUAUACACUGUUCCAACAUUUAUCUUACACCCACGUUCUUUACCAACCUGUUGAUUCAAUUUCAAUCCUCUUGAUUGUUAUAACAGCUAGCGCAGCGCUACAGAAAUUCUUCCAGAGAGACCAAGAGAGCAGGUUAUGUCGACAUCGACACCAAUUCUUCCCUUCAAUGGCCUUCCUACUGGCCCUUCUCGCAGCUACCGAGCUUCAGCUCGUAAUCCUAAUCAUCUUCUGGUUAUCUCGAAAGGCAAGAUCGGCAGCUGUUUUCUGGGAAAUGGUUUGGAGUUUGUCAACACGGGCCUGACGGUGACAGAUCAGCUAAUUGUCAGGAAAACAAAGAUAUACGGUGUACUUCCAGGAGCUCCGCUUCCUUCUGAUCCUUCUCCCGAUUCGUGGAAAGUUUGGAUAUUUGGAAUAAUAACGACGGUAAUUCUACCACUCUUGGGGAGUAAAUGGGGACCGUUACAGACACUGAAAAGCCGACUUGAAACGACUGCGGAUAAAGUAGAAGCAGUAGCAGAGGCCGUAGAAAAUGUGGCUGAGCAAGUGGAUAAGUUAGCGGAAGAUGUCGCCGAUCACCUUCCACCAGGCGGAAAACUCAAAGAAGCUGCGGCGCUUAUUGAACAUCUAGCUGAGGAAACAGCCAAGGGUGCCCAUCUGGUAGAUAAAGCGAUCGAGCAGGUUGAAGAAAUAGAGAAGCAGGUUGAAGAGGUACAGAAGCAGACUGUAGAAGUGCAGAAGGAGGUGGAUUCAUUGAUGGAACCACUCACUGAACAAGCCAAACCGACGCCUAAAGAAGCAAAUAAGUAGACUAGAAUAAUUAGCAAAUGGACUUUGACUAGUAAUUUUUUGGAUAUAUUGUAAAUUAAUUAGAUUCGUUAUAUAUUUCUUCUCCUCUAUUUAUGGUUCCGAUUUCCUUUUCUUUUGAGGGUCAUGAAAUGGAAUUUCUCUUUAAAAGUUAAA